GAUUUCAGCCCAUGGCGGUGAUUGGGGAUAGACUUUUUCGGUAUCUUCAUUGUUUACGUAGCUUUUCGGGUAAUGAAAUUUGACGCAAAAAAAGUUGCCCUCCCUGACUUGGGCGGACGGCGCAGCGAGCGGCCGGCCACCGGCGGCGUCAAGAAGCCGCACCGCUACCGGCCCGGCACGGUGGCCCUGCGCGAGAUCCGCCGCUACCAGAAGUCCACCGAGCUGCUGAUCCGCAAGCUGCCGUUCCAGCGGCUGGUGCGCGAGAUCGCGCAGGACUUCAAGACCGACCUGCGCUUCCAGAGCUCGGCCGUGAUGGCGCUGCAGGAGGCGUGCGAGGCCUACCUGGUGGGGCUCUUCGAGGACACCAACCUGUGCGCCAAGCGCGUCACCGUCAUGCCCAAGGACAUCCAGUUCGCCUACAGGCGAACGGAGAGCCUCAGGGCCCGAUUGUCGUGCGCCAUCCCAAGGCUGGCCGCCACGUCCAGUCUUCCUAACAGUACCUAAGUUUUGAGGCACUGCCCUCGCCAGCCCCCUCCGUGUUGGCAAAUGAAUGAAAUACUGGGAUUACGCUGGUAGGUAGGACACCGUUCUGGAGCCCGAGAAAUGUUUCUCCUGUUUGGGAGGAGCCUAAAAUCUUCAGUGCCGUUGGUUGCUUCCGGGUAAUUUCUGUCCCACUUUAAGUUAGUUCCCACGGCUGUUGCCAUUGACAUGUAAAGUGUAGUUAAAUCGCUCAGGCUGUUCCGCCUUGCAGACUUCAAGGUCCACGUGGAGUAAGGAAAAUCCUAUAAAUAGAGGAUUGUAUGGUUUGACCAGGGAAUGCUUCUGAAUGGAGGGGUGGAGUGUGCUGUGGCUCCCGAGGACCCAGGUCUCUCCGCCCAGCUGACCGGUUAGGUGUGGAAGGGGGUUGAUUGACGUGACUUACUUUUGUUCCUGUUGUUACCAAAUAAGGAAAACUCUCUCAAUGGUUUUGAUUGCUCAGGGCACAGUCUUGCCUCCUACUUUCUGUGCACUGGACCCCUGUCACGGAUGUCAUCUCAAAAACGGGGAGAAAAACGUUCUUCGCUUUUUUUCUUGAAUGUCAUGGACGACGUUGGCUGCCUGAUGACAUUUAUGGAAAUUCUUCUUAGGAUAAUAUUUCAAGGGUAUAAAAUACAAACAUUGCAAAAAAAUGUUUAUUCCACUUCUUAUCCAAAUUUUAAAAAAUAAUAAAUUUGGUAGGAGGGAUCAGUGUGUUUAUAUAGUUAGCACGUUCCAUAAUACAGUCUUUUGGAGACAUCUGUGAUU
Neofelis nebulosa (Clouded leopard) is the source of this 1284-nucleotide messenger RNA. RefSeq names its product histone H3-3-like. Gene Ontology annotation, cellular component: nucleosome. Bases 73 to 504 code for a protein of 143 amino acids. The transcript has a single exon. Lineage: Eukaryota; Metazoa; Chordata; Mammalia; Carnivora; Felidae. Gene Ontology annotation, molecular function: protein heterodimerization activity; structural constituent of chromatin; DNA binding. The record is from RefSeq and is a predicted model, not a curated record.